Messenger RNA from Diabrotica balteata, 1011 nucleotides. NCBI's taxonomy places the organism in Eukaryota, Metazoa, Arthropoda, Insecta, Coleoptera, Chrysomelidae. The record is from the annotation of a GenBank genome assembly.
AUGUUUGAAGUGUCUAAAUGGGUAUUUUUACUAUCAUAUAUGUCGCUAGUGGCGCUACAGUCGAUCGGUCAAGACGGCAAUUUCCGACCUCAAGAAGUUAUCGAUAAUGGACCCCAAGGUCGAAACUUACUAGACUGGAUUGGAUUUGGUACCGGUCCUGAGACUGAUCCUUAUUUAGCUCAGGCCAACGGUGCUUGUUUAAAUGGUGAUCUAGCAGAAUGCUUUAAAUCGAGAGCUCUAGCGUCUUUUGAGGACUUUUUUACAAAACCGGAAUAUUAUCUCAGUGAAAAUGCCCGGAUUAGAAGGAUGCCCGAAACUCAACUUCGACAGUUAUCUCAGGAGCCUUACGAAUAUUCGGAAAGUCCCAGAGCCGAUGAGCCAGAGUGGGACCAACUUCUUAAAUUUGGCAAGAGAAAGCUAGAAAAGUUCUUAAAGUCAACCGUAUUUGAGCUUGACUUUGACGAAGAAGUUACGGAGAGGGGAAGAUACUCACCCAGAUUUAUUGAUGAAAUUGCAGGAGAAAUCGAUAUUAUAGAAGAUAAAAAAGAUACUUUAUUUAAAAGAAAGCAAUUGAAGAAGCUCUUCAUUCCUCUGCUGUUGGUUUUGAAAUUGUUUAAACUGAAGUUAUUACUUUUCCUUCCGCUUAUUUUGGGACUAGCCUCAUUCAAGAAACUACUCGGCUUUCUUGCACUUAUUAUUCCAGGAGCUAUUGCAUUUUUCAAUUUCUGCAAACCAAUUCUGAAACAAAAUGGAGGCUCUUUCUUCGGCCCUGUCGGUCCACAAUAUUCACCAGCCGGAAUUGCUUACCAACAACAUUAUUCUCCUAACUAUCAACACCAGCAAUAUAACGACUAUCCACACCAUGGUUACGGAUCUGGUGUUCAUUUCAGAAACGACGAAGAAUCUGCUCAAAAUUUAGCUUACAAUGGUUGGAGGGAGUACAGAAGUAAGGAUAAAGGAAUAGAAGCAGAGACUACACCUACGAAGAAAUCUAUUUUACCAGACUCAUAA